Messenger RNA from Lymnaea stagnalis (great pond snail), 531 nucleotides. NCBI's taxonomy places the organism in Eukaryota, Metazoa, Mollusca, Gastropoda, Lymnaeidae. The record is from the annotation of a GenBank genome assembly.
GGAACCAGGAAACCAUCCUCCCCCCAUGGAAGUGUUCAUAAGAAUCAGGAUGCAAAGUCUGGUGCCCCUCUGACAUCUGAAGCAUCUAAAUCUUUCUCUGUCUCAUCCCCCAGUUUAAUCUCUGGUUCCCCCUCAGGGGGGAGAGUGACAAUCCAAGAAAGUCAAAGCAAUGCCAAGUUAACACCAGGAACACCCCUGGUCCACCCUGCGGUGCCGCCAUCACUCCCUACAAAAAUUGUUCAAGGUCCGGGCCCUCAUGAGAUACAGAUUCAGAUCCAGCUUUCCAAAAAUGCCAACCAUCAGCCGGUGGCUCACAUUCAGCAGAGUGGUGCAGGGGGCACAUCGGCAACUACAACGGGGCUGCCUAAAAGUUCCAGUGAGUCAUCCAGUAUCAUAAGCUCAAUGCUGCAGGCACCACGUCAGCUCAGCCCCAUGAUUGGUCAGCCUGGGGUUCAGUUCCCAGCACUUUCAAAGGCCGGGUCGCCUCUGCUAACAUCUAGGUCAUUUUCAGGUUUCACCACCGGGACCAGA